UACGUAAACAAACACGUUCAUAACAUUUUGUGUUUACUCCAUGUGCUCUCAGUCUAAACGGUUCAUGCUAAUUCCUCAGAUCUUACUUCGCGAAAAACAAUGGGUAAAAUUCAACUUUUUAACGAGUCCGACCAAGAGGAAGAGGAGGAGUUGAAAUUUAAGACAAACAGAGGUUACGCUAAGCACUACGAUGAGUUCCGGAAGAAGGAGAUCCUGGGACAACUGAAAAACCUCGGCUCCGAGAGUGAAUCGUCCUCCAGCGAUGAUGAAACAACGGACGAGGAAGUGAUGGACCCCGAGUUCGAUAAGGAGUUCUUCCGAACGCUGGCCUUCCUGAAGCGACGGGACGCGACAAAGUACGAGGAGAAACCAACGUUUUUCGAAAAUGUCAAACCGGUGGAGGAAGUGGCUCUCGCGAAGCGUAAGAAAAAAGAGAAACCGCUGACGCUGAAGGAUUACGAGCGGAAGGUAAUGCUGGAGAAGGGAGGCGUUUUCGAGGAUGAAGAUGAUGACCCACGGCGAGAGGUGAGAGCGGAGUCACCAUCGCUUGUGAAACAGCAGGAGCAGAUUAAGGACGAGAUAAAGCGGGCUCUCAGUAAGAUCGAUACCGACGAUGAGGAGGAGGAUGACUCGAAGGGUGGAUUGUUGAAAGAACGAAGCAAGAGCAAGGCUGAGACGGACAAGGAAAAGGCCGACUAUUUGGCAUGGUUAGCAGAUAAGAAGCAGAAGGGAGCUCCUUCGGAAGACGCAAAACCGUUGGAACCGUUGAAGGAUUUCUGGAGUAGCAAAACGCUUUCCAAGGAGGAUGCCUUCUUGAAGGAUUACAUUCUUAAUAAAAGAUUUGUGGACAAUGCGGGUGAUAUCCCAACGUACGAAGAUAUUGUCGCGACGUCUGAAGACGAAGAAGAGUUGGAAAGGCAAGAGACGUACGAAAGACAGUAUAACUUCCGAUUCGAGGAACCGGAUGCGGAGUUUAUUAAGAGGUAUCCGAGAAACGUUGAAGAAUCGGUUCGUAUUGAACGCAACAAGCGUAAGGAGCAGAGACAGGCGCUCAAGGAACGGAAACAGCAGGAGAAAGAGCAGAAAAAACGAGAGCUGGAAGAGCUGAAGGCAAUCAAGCUGCAGGAGAUCAGAGAGAAGAUUCAGAAACUGAAGGAGAUCGCUGCUACCGAAAAUAUCGCUAUGAAGGAGGAGGAUUUGGAGUCCGAUUUCGAUCCGGAUGAGCACGAUCGCAGGAUGCGACAAAUGUUCGAUGACGAUUACUAUGAGGUAGAUGAGGGCGAUCAAAAGCCAGAUUUUCCGGAAUUGGAUGAGGAAUUGGGAAUCGAAAACUACGAUCGCGAGAAAAGCAAAAUUGAUGAACUGCAAGAUUAUGGUCCGUACUGCGAGGACGAUGAUUUUAUAAUGGAUGCUGAUUAUGAGGAGAACUCAAAGAAGAUUAAGAACGACUUGCAGGAAGAACUCUUGGAGGCAACUGGUGCCAGAAAGAAGAAGAAAGGAAAAAGAAUGUCCAAAUUUACCGAAAUGUUGCGAAAGGAAAGACCUCUAUUCGAUCCCGAAGAUGAGAAAACUUAUGGCGAAUAUAUCGAUGAAUACUACAAGUUGGAUUACGAGGAUAUAAUAGGAGACAUGCCGUGUCGUUUUCGGUACACGGAAACGGUUCCAAAUGACUUUGGACUGAGCAUUGAAGAGAUUCUGAGUGCCAACACCCGAGAAUUGAAUCGUUGGGCAAGUGUGAAGAAAACUGUCCAAAUUCGACCAAAAUAUGUUGAGCUCGGUGAGAUCGAAUCAUACAAACGGAAAGCCCACAACGAGACGCUGAAACGUAAAAUUCUGCCGAGUUUGUUCAUUAGACAGGAAGACAGUGAUGAAGAUGAAGACGAAGAUAUAAAAGAACAGAAACAAAAGCAAAACACCGUUACCAAAUUUGAGGAAGAAGUAAAACCGGAAACCAGCGAAGUCCAAGUUGAAAAGAAAAAGAAGAAAAAGAAAAAGAAGCAUGUCGCGGGGGAAGCGAUAAGCGAGGAGGUGGCUAGCACUUCAAUGCAGGAUGAAACAAAUUCUGGAGCAGUACACGGCAGUGCAAAGGAUUGUAUCGAGCAAAAGAUCCACAAAAGUGAGAAGAAGCGGAAAAAGGCAAAACAUCAACAGGAAUCUGCUGAAACACCCAUGUCGGAGAACAAAACCCAUAGCGAGGUCAGUCAGCCGUCAAAGAAACGAAAGCGGUUGGAUGUAGAGUCGACACAAUUUGGUGACGCGAACACAUCACAAGCGAAUCCUAAGAGGAAAAAGUUCGAUCAACAAAAUAAGAAGCAUCGCAAAAAUAAACAAAACGGUGAACCGUUUUCGAAUGUUACCGAUGAUCGGUUGCGGGCGUUCGGAAUCAAUCCGAGGAAGUUCCACAACAAGCUCAAGUAUGGUAACAAGGACAAGCAGGGUAAUGAUGGUCAGAAGGGAGAUCAUCAUAAGCAAAACCAACGCGAAAAGUUCAAGAAGAAAAAUUGGAAUAAGAAAUAAAUAACCUUUUGUUGUUAAUACACAAACCGAAAUGUUGAAAAACAUUGAAAAUAAAAAAAAAUGUUUUGUACAUAUCUCAGCAAAUAUUUUUAU
This is a messenger RNA of Toxorhynchites rutilus septentrionalis, 2610 nucleotides long. RefSeq names its product protein KRI1 homolog. Lineage: Eukaryota; Metazoa; Arthropoda; Insecta; Diptera; Culicidae. The transcript has 4 exons. Gene Ontology annotation, biological process: endonucleolytic cleavage in ITS1 to separate SSU-rRNA from 5.8S rRNA and LSU-rRNA from tricistronic rRNA transcript (SSU-rRNA, 5.8S rRNA, LSU-rRNA). Gene Ontology annotation, cellular component: nucleolus; 90S preribosome. The record is from RefSeq and is a predicted model, not a curated record. The coding region runs from base 100 to 2517 and encodes 805 amino acids.